Ophidiomyces ophidiicola is the source of this 3756-nucleotide messenger RNA. RefSeq names its product CTD phosphatase Fcp1 (gene fcp1). The record is from RefSeq and is a predicted model, not a curated record. Gene Ontology annotation, biological process: proteolysis. Gene Ontology annotation, cellular component: fungal-type vacuole; nucleus. Gene Ontology annotation, molecular function: phosphoprotein phosphatase activity; aspartic-type endopeptidase activity. Lineage: Eukaryota; Fungi; Ascomycota; Eurotiomycetes; Onygenales; Onygenaceae. The transcript has 7 exons. Bases 1 to 3756 code for a protein of 1251 amino acids.
AUGAGGAACACCUUCUUGCUCGCGGCCGCCGUGCUGCUGGGCUGCACAUCUGCGAAAGUGCACAAGCUCAAACUGAAGAAGAUCUCUCUGUCCGAGCAGUUCGAUCAUGCCGACAUCGAAACUCAGAUGAAGUCUCUUGGUCGCAAAUACCUGGGUGUUAGAUCAGCACAUCAACAGGAAGUUCUAGCAGAUCAGGCUGAACCGAACAGUGGCCAUAACGUCCUCGUCGAUAACUUCUUGAAUGCCCAAUAUUUCUCUGAAAUCUCGAUUGGAAAUCCACCCCAGGACUUUAAAGUCGUCCUCGACACUGGUAGCUCCAACCUCUGGGUUCCAUCCGAGCAAUGUAGCUCCAUCGCUUGCUACCUUCACAAGAAAUAUGAUUCCUCGGCUUCAUCUUCCUACAAGAAGAACGGGACAGAGUUCAGUAUUCGAUAUGGCUCAGGCAGCCUUUCGGGAUUUGUUUCGCAAGAUACUCUUAAAAUCGGUGACCUCACUAUCAAAGAUCAACUCUUUGCAGAGGCUACAAGUGAACCUGGCCUUGCUUUUGCCUUCGGCCGGUUUGAUGGCAUUCUUGGACUUGGAUAUGACAGCAUCUCAGUCAACAAGAUCACUCCACCGUUCUAUAACAUGGUCAACCAGAAGUUGAUCGAUGAGCCAGUCUUCGGUUUCUAUCUUGGCGAUGCAAAUAAGGAGGGUGAUCAAUCAUUCGCUACCUUCGGCGGUAUUGAUAAGUCCUUAUACAGUGGUGAAAUGAUUAAAAUCCCUCUUCGUCGUAAAGCUUACUGGGAGGUCGACUUCGAUGCUAUUGCUCUUGGCGACCAGCGUGCUGAGCUUGAAAACACCGGUAUCAUCCUCGAUACUGGCACUUCCCUCAUCGCCCUCCCAUCUACGAUGGCAGAACUUCUCAACAAAGAGAUCGGUGCAAAGAAAUCAUGGAACGGUCAAUACACAGUGGAGUGCGACAAACGCUCAUCGCUUCCAGACCUCACAUUCACUCUUUCGGGUCACAACUUCACCAUCAGUGCCAAUGAUUACAUCCUUGAAGUCCAAGGCUCAUGCAUCAGCAGCUUCAUGGGCAUGGAUUUCCCCGAACCCGUCGGGCCGUUGGCUAUUCUUGGUGAUUCUUUCCUGAGACGUUGGUACACUAUCCUUCAUUAUCCGAUCACCGUCACCGAGCUCCUGUAUCUAGCUGGCGAUAGUGUCCACCAAGGCGAUGCGCUCUUCGCAUACUACUAUCACACCACGGUGACGGAAGGAGACGGGCUAGGUAACAAACAUGAUGUGGUGAAGAAAUUUCCAACCAAGUUCGAGAGCGCAGUCGAUGGUACAUUGUUAAACUGGAAAAUUAGAGAAGGGCAGAUCAUCGAGAAGCCGAUUGAUAUUGCUGAAAUAGAUGAGCCAUGUUCUCACGAUGUACAGUUUGGCGGCAUGUGCGCAAAUUGCGGGAAAGAUAUGACAGUCCUUGAAACCCGCAGUUUCAGCUACAACACCGAAAUCCUAGAUUCGUCGCGAGCUCCAAUUCGGAUGGUCCAUGAUAGCGCGGCUUUGACUGUCAGUAAGGAUAAGGCCACGCGCGUCGAGGAGGAUGCAAAGCGCCGACUUCUCGCCUCAAGGAAGCUGUCUCUGGUCGUUGACUUGGAUCAAACGAUCAUUCACGCGACGGUUGACCCAACUGUCGGGGAAUGGCGGGAGGAUAAAUCGAACCCUAAUUACGAGGCCGUGAAAGAUGUUCGUUCAUUCCAGCUUAUUGAUGAUGGGCCCGGAAUGAGGGGGUGCUGGUACUACAUCAAGUUGCGACCAGGCCUGGAAGAGUUUUUGCGUAAAGUCUCGGGCCUUUAUGAGCUCCAUAUCUAUACGAUGGGCACCCGAGCAUACGCGCAGAAUAUUGCGAACAUUGUGGACCCGGAUCGGAGGAUUUUUGGAGAUAGAAUUUUAAGCCGUGAUGAGAGUGGUAGUCUCACGGCAAAGAAUCUGCAACGCUUGUUCCCCGUUGACACUAAAAUGGUCGUGAUUAUUGACGACCGUGGAGACGUGUGGAAGUGGAGUGAUAACCUUAUCAGGGUCUUUCCUUAUGAUUUCUUCGUUGGAAUUGGCGAUAUCAAUUCCAGUUUUCUUCCGAAAAAACAGGAGUUAAAGGGCGCGCCUAGAGGACAGGUUAAGAUAAAGAAACAGCCGGAGGCCACCCCAGACGCGCAAACUGAGCCUGGAAUCAACGGUUCAAGCGAGAUGGAUAUCGAUGAAAAGCCAAAGGAAGACGUCUCAACUUUGGAACAGCUCGUGACUAUGGGAGGUGGUAAUAACCCCGUGCUACUCCAGGAGCAAACCAAUCAACAAGAAGAGCUCAUUGCACAUCAAGUUGAGGAACGACCACUAUUGCAAAAGCAAAAACAGCUUGACGCAGAGGACGAAGCUGCUGAAAUGCAGGCUGCGGAAAAUGGAGAUUCGGCUAGCGAUGACUCUCAAGAUUCAUCGAAACAUCGCCAUCACCUUUUAGAAGAUAAUGACACAGAGCUCUUUCAAUUGGCAGAGAGAUUGAGACUGAUCCAUCAGCGUUUCUUUGAAGAAUACGACAGAAAACGUUCUCUAUCUCUGGGGGGUCGAGUAUCAGCGUUGCGGGGCGAAAUUGUUCCCACCAAAGACAAAGGCAUUGACCUUCGCACUGUCCCUGAUAUCAAGGUUAUCAUGCCACAAAUCAAGCGAAAAAUACUGGAGGCCAUAGUUGUCGUUUUCUCCGGCGUGCUGCCUCUUGGAACUGACACACAAAAAGCGGAUAUUUCGCUUUGGGCAAAGAGUUUCGGAGUCAUUAUCACGCAAAAAAUCGACUCGAGGACCACCCAUCUCGUUGCAGGGAGAAAUCGCACAGCUAAAGUUCGAGAGGCGACAAGAUACCCGAAAAUCAAGAUAGUCACGAUUCAGUGGCUUCUGGAUUCUCUGGUACAAUGGAAACGUCUUCAGGAGGAGCCUUACCUGGUUCCGGUCCACCCUGAUGACCGCGGCGAGCCGAUUAAUUUAGGAAGUAGCUCCCAAGAACCAAAGGACCUGGACGAUCCUGGCUAUUUGUCGUCUUCUGAAGACGACAUUUCAAUGGAUGACGACGAUAUGGAUUUUCUAAAAGGCAAUAGCCAAAGCGAAGAGUUGGGCACGGCCGAUGAGGAGAUAUUAUUGUCGACGGGCCUUGAUGAGCACUCACGGAUAGGAUACGAUGCUGAUGAACAGGCUGAGGUACACGAUGAACUCAAAGCGUUUCUAGGCAGUGACAACGAAGAAAGUGAAAGCGACAGCGAUGCCUCAAUAUCUCAACGGUCGAUGGUCGUGACAACCGAUAGAAAACGCAAACGCGAUCUAGAAAGCGACGAGAGCGGAGGAGAAGGACCUGCCCUCGAGGACCACCAGCUGCAAGCCCAUCCCGGUUCGCGAUUGUCCCAGAAGAUCAAACGAUCCCAUGAGCGGACAACGGGGCUCAAGGAGGUGUCCAAUGCCGCUUCGAUCAGUACAGAAGACACACAUUCCGAGACGCCUGCUGCGCAAGGAAGUGGCGAAGCUUCAGGCAUCCCUAAUGCAGGAAGCGAGGUGCAAGUCGCAGCUGGUAGCAGCAGUCAACCUGAGGCCGACGUUGAAGUUAAACACGGGAUUUCUUCCAACGAUGACAACGGAGACGAUGACCAAGAUGAACUAGAGCGCGAAAUGCUGGCUGCAUUUGAAAACGAGGACUGGGAAGAAGAGACGGGCGACAGGAACAUGAGUGAUAAUGGAUAG